AUGGAUUUUGAUCAGAAGGUGCUACUACGUCAGGUCCUCCUAGAGAGUAGCUCUGUUCUUUCGGAGAGACAUUUGAACGUGUCUGCGAAAUGGUCCAGUGAAGCCCUAAAUGGGAUGACUCCAUUUACUGCAGAGCAACAAUAUGCUGAGUUUCAGCUACUGAGAAGGGCCAUGAAUCAGAGAUACACUGGAAAUAGCCAAUUGACAUCUCCCCUUGUAUCUUCUGGUGCAUUUGAACCGGGCAACCCCACCGCUACUGGAACGGGUCUAGGGAUAUUACCUGGAUCAGGUUGCGUAUCUAGCACGAUUCCGAAUAUUGAUAGUGGUAUCAGUAUAGCAACUGAUGGGGUGCAGAAAAGUACAACUGUAGAAAACUUAUCUGGAAACAUGGACUCCGAAAACACAUCUGGAAUAAACUUGGUAUCAGACGUAGACAAUGAAGAGUAUACUCAAUUCACCGAGAGAGGUAGGAUAACUCUGGCCAAUUCUUAUUUCAAUUGCAAGGAGUUUAACCGGUGCCACCAUGUUUUGAAGGAAUGUAAAAGUGCCAAGGCUGUGUUUAUCAGGUUAUAUGCCCUAUAUAUGAGCGGUGAGAAGAAGAGAAAUCUAGACAAUGGUACGCUACUGGGGCAAAAUGAUAGUAAUACGUCAAACCCAUAUAUUUCUACAAUAGUAAAAGAACUUGAAGAAUAUAAAACCGUUAGAAAACUCAAACAUUUGAAUGAUCCAUUCCUAUUAUACCUACAGGGAAUCAUCCACCUUAGAUCCAAAAAGUAUGCUCAUGCCCAAGAGAUGUUCUACCAAUCGGUAUCGUUGUACCCUGUCAACUGGAGUUGUUGGAAAGAGUUGGUUUCGAGUCUAUCUACUUUUAGUGAAGCACUUAGAAUAAUCGAUCGUAUUCAGAGGAAUAAUAAAUUCUACGACAAAAGAGAAUAUCGGAUAAUGUUUUUAUUUUUCAAAAUUAAUGUCUAUCAAGAAUUUUUCCAGAUUUCAAAUGAAGUUGUUGCUAAUCUGAACGAGCUCUCAGAGAUCUUCCCGAACUUCAGCUUCUUAAAGACACAAAAAGCUCUUAUUUCUUAUAACGAGCUUGAUUAUAACUCAGCGGAGAACAUUUUUGAUGAUAUCUUGAAGACAGACCCAAUGAGACUAGAUGAGAUGGACAUAUAUUCUAACAUUCUUUACGUUAUGGAGAAUAAGUCCAAAUUAUCCUUUCUAGCCCAUUAUGCUUCCGAGGUUGACCCAUUAAGACCCGAAACCUGCUGUAUAAUUGCAAACUAUUAUUCCAUAAAAUUUGAUCAUCAGAAAGCAAUCAUGUAUUAUAAAAGGGCAUUGUCUCUAAGUCAAGACUGUUUAAGUGCAUGGACUUUGAUGGGUCACGAGUUUGUUGAGUUAAAAAAUUCAAAUGCUGCAAUCGAGAGUUAUAGAAGAGCUGUGGAUACAAAUAACAAGGAUUUCCGAGCUUGGUAUGGAUUGGGUCAAGCUUAUGAGGUUUUAGACAUGCAUUUGUAUUCUCUGUAUUAUUACCAACGUGCAUGUUCAUUGAAACCUUUGGAUAAAAGAAUGUGGCAAGCUAUUGGAAAUUGUUGUGAGAAACUAGAGGAAUAUGAAGAUGCAAUAAAGGCAUACAAGAAGGCCUCAUCUGUUUCUGUUGAUUCUGAUCCUACAAUUCUCUAUAAACUGGGGGUGUUAUUCAAAGAACUGAAUGAUGUCAAGAAUGCCAAACUGUACAUGAAACUAUGUUUGGAAGAAGAAUCCCAUGGCGAUGUAACUGACGAGACCACAAAGGCCAGGUUAUGGCUAGCGCAGUAUGAAAUGAAUAACAAAAAUUGGCAAACAGCUUAUAAUUAUGCCAUAGAGGUAACGCAGGGGACGUCACAGGAAAUCGAAGAAGCAAGGAAUAUUGCUAGAGAGGCCCGGAUGAAACUAAAUAUAGCGAAAACUAGCAAGCAAUUCCUAUAA
Messenger RNA from Pichia kudriavzevii, 1959 nucleotides. RefSeq lists its product as uncharacterized. The transcript has a single exon. The record is from RefSeq and is a predicted model, not a curated record. Gene Ontology annotation, cellular component: anaphase-promoting complex. Gene Ontology annotation, biological process: cell division. Lineage: Eukaryota; Fungi; Ascomycota; Pichiomycetes; Pichiales; Pichiaceae. Gene Ontology annotation, molecular function: protein binding. Bases 1 to 1959 code for a protein of 652 amino acids.